Molecule: messenger RNA, 3150 nt
Organism: Haliotis rufescens (red abalone)
Lineage: Eukaryota; Metazoa; Mollusca; Gastropoda; Lepetellida; Haliotidae
Product: mucin-5AC-like
Exons: 2
Coding region: 1-3150 (1049 amino acids)
Source: RefSeq, a predicted model, not a curated record
AUGAUAAAGAGAUGUUACAAGGUGUUCGCAAAAAGGUGCGAGUCCUGCCCUAUCGCACCUUCACCAAGCACCACCAUCGCCACUAUCAAGCAUCAUCACCAGAAAGCGCUACAUCAACAAGCACCUUCACCAAGCACCACCACCGCCCCCAUCAAGCAUCACCACCAGAAAGCGCUACAUCAACCAGCACCUUCACCAAGCACCAACAUCGCCUCUAUCAAGCAUCACCACCAGAAAGCACUACAUCAACCAGCACCUUCACCAAGCACCACCACCGCCCCCAUCAAGCAUCACCACCAGAAAGCACUACAUCAGCAAGCACCUUCACCAAGCACCACCACCGCUGCUAUCAAGCAUCACCACCAGAAAGCACUACAUCAACCAGCACCUUCACCAAGCACCACCACCGCCCCCAUCAAGCAUCACCACCAGAAAGCACUACAUCAGCAAGCACCUUCACCAAGCACCACCACCGCUGCUAUCAAGCAUCACCACCAGAAAGCACUACAUCAACCAGCACUAUCACCAAGCACCACCACCGCCCCCAUCAAGCAUCACCACCAGAAAGCACUACAUCAACCAGCACCUUCACCAAGCACCACCAUCGCCUCUAUCAAGCAUCACCACCAGAAAGCAUUCCAUCAACCAGCACUAUCACCAAGCACCACCACCAUAAAGCAUCAUCACCAGAAAGCACCACACCACCCAGCACCUUCACCAAGCACCACCAUCGCCACUAUCAAGCAUCACCAACAAAAAGCACUCCAUCAACCAGCACCUUCACCAAGCACCACCACCCCCACCAUCAAGCAUCAUCACCAGAAAGCACCACACCACCCAGCACCUUUACCAAGCACCACCACCCCCACCAUCAAGCAUCACCACCAGAAAGCACCACACCACCCAGCACCUUCACCAAGCACCACCACCGCCCCCAUCAAUUAUCACCACCAGAAAGCACUGCAUCAACCAACACCUUCACCAAGCACCACCACCGCUACUAUCAAGCAUCAUCACCAGAAAGCACUGCAUCAACCAGCACCUUCACCAAGCACCGCCACCGCCACCAUCAAGCAUCAUCACCAGAAAGCACUACAUCAACCAGCACCUUCACCAAGCACCACCACCGCCACUAUCAAGCAUCACCACCAGAAAGCGCUACAUCAAUCACCACCUUCACCAAGCACCACCAUCGCCACUAUCAAGCAUCACCACCAGAAAGCAUUCCAUCAACCAGCACCUUCACCAAGCACCAACACCUUCAAGCAUCAUCACCAGAAAGCACCUUCACCAAGCACCAACAUCGCCACUAUCAAGCAUCACCACCAGAAAGCACUCCAUCAACCAGCACCUUCACCAAGCACCACCACCGCCACCAUCAAGCAUCAUCACCAGAAAGCACCACACCACCCAGCACCUUCACCAAGCACCACCACCGCCCCCAUCAAGUAUCACCACCAGAAAGCAUUCCAUCAACCAGCACUAUCACCAAGCACCACCACCAUAAAGCAUCAUCACCAGAAAGCACCACACCACCCAGCACCUUCACCAAGCACCACCAUCGCCACUAUCAAGCAUCACCAACAAAAAGCACUCCAUCAACCAGCACCUUCACCAAGCACCACCACCCCCACCAUCAAGCAUCAUCACCAGAAAGCACCACACCACCCAGCACCUUUACCAAGCACCACCACCCCCACCAUCAAGCAUCACCACCAGAAAGCACCACACCACCCAGCACCUUCACCAAGCACCACCACCGCCCCCAUCAAUUAUCACCACCAGAAAGCACUGCAUCAACCAACACCUUCACCAAGCACCACCACCGCUACUAUCAAGCAUCAUCACCAGAAAGCACUACAUCAACCAGCACCUUCACCAAGCACCGCCACCGCCACCAUCAAGCAUCAUCACCAGAAAGCACUACAUCAACCAGCACCUUCACCAAGCACCACCACCGCCACUAUCAAGCAUCACCACCAGAAAGCGCUACAUCAAUCACCACCUUCACCAAGCACCACCAUCGCCACUAUCAAGCAUCACCACCAGAAAGCAUUCCAUCAACCAGCACCUUCACCAAGCACCAACACCUUCAAGCAUCAUCACCAGAAAGCACCUUCACCAAGCACCAACAUCGCCACUAUCAAGCAUCACCACCAGAAAGCACUCCAUCAACCAGCACCUUCACCAAGCACCACCACCGCCACCAUCAAGCAUCAUCACCAGAAAGCACCACACCACCCAGCACCUUCACCAAGCACCACCACCGCCCCCAUCAAGUAUCACCACCAGAAAGCACUGCAUCAACCAGCACCUUUACCAAGCACUACCAUCGCCACUAUCAAGCAUCACCACCAGAAAGGACUACAUCAACCAGCACCUUCACCAAGCACCACCACCGCUACUAUCAAGCAUCACCACCAGAAAGCACUACAUCAACCAGCACCUUCACCAAGCACCACCUUCGCCACUAUCAAGCAUCAUCACCAGAAAGCGCUACAUCAACCAGCACCUUCACCAAGCACCACCACCGCCACUAUCAAGCAUCAUCAUCAGAAAGCGCUACAUCAACCAGCACCUUCACCAAGCUCCACCAUCGCCACUAUCAAGCAUCAUCAUCAGAAAGCAUUCCAUCAACCACCACUAUCACCAAGCACCACCACCAUCAAGCAUCAUCACCAGAAAGCACCACACCACCAAGCACCUUCACCAAGCACCACCAUCGCCACUAUCAAGCAUCACCACCAGAAAGCACUCCAUCAACCAGCACCUUCACCAAGCACCACCACCGCCAACAUCAAGCAUCAUCACCAGAAAGCACUACACCACCCAGCACCUUCACCAAGCACCACCACCGCCCCCAUCAAGUAUCACCACCAGAAAGCACUACAUCAACCAGCACCUUUACCUAGCACCACCAUCGCCACUUUCAAGCAUCACCACCUGAAAGCAUUACAUCAACCAGCACCUUCACCAAGCACCACCAUCGCCACUAUCAAACAUCGCCACCAGAAAGCACGACAAUACCACCAACCACCACAACCACCAAGCACCACCAAUCACCACAACCCAGUACCAACAAAAUGCGUCACAACCCAGGACCGCCAUGGAACACCACCAUCGCCAUCACCACCAUCACUAUCAAGAUGA